GCUCUUGGGGUGAAAAGGGCGAAAGUUAGCGCAGUGGUUUCCUCGUUUGACAGCAGGGGCCGGGGGCAGGUUUUACAGCACAAAACAACAAGGAUGAAGCUUCCUAUGGAAGAUGCGGCAACAGAGAUAAUCGAGGAGACGUUUAGCUGAAAGACCAUCAGCUUUAUCUCUAUCUCCCGGUGUGCGCUCCGAAAUUAACGCCAGGCAAUUUGAAUAUCAACUUAUCGUAACUGCAGAUGAAUGUCUGUGCCUGAAGUGCCCCUGCAUUUGUUGUUGUUAGCUACUAAUGCUAACCAUAUAAGUUGCGAGCUAGCUGGCCUAGCAAGCUAAUAGUUAAAGCGAGGAAAAGAUAAUUAGCCGCAUAUGUUUGAUUUACUUAAUGUUGUCCGACGAGUAAACUCGGGGUUGUAUAGCUAGCUGAUGGAGCCAGCUAACGUUGGCUUAAUGUGUUCUAGAACUACAGCUUUGGUUAAGCUUUUAAAGUACCAACCGUAGUAGUUAGUUACCUAGCUAGCUAGUUAGCUUGCCAAUUAGCCACCACUAUCUUCGGAAGAAUGAGUAGAAAACACCGUCACUUUAAAGGAGCCGAAGUCAGCUGCUGCGUAAAAUACUUUUUAUUUGGAUUCAAUAUUUUAUUCUGGUUACUUGGAGCUGCAUUCUUGGGCAUAGGGCUGUGGGCAUGGGCGGAGAAGGGCGUGCUGGCCAAUCUGUCAACCAUUACAGACCUAGGGGGCUUCGACCCCGUGUGGCUCUUCAUCGUCGUAGGAGGGGUCAUGUUCAUUCUGGGCUUUGCUGGCUGUAUUGGAGCCCUCAGAGAGAACACUUCCCUGCUCAAAUUUUUUUCUGUGUUCCUGGGUUUGAUCUUCUUCUUGGAGCUCACUGCGGGGAUCCUUGCCUUCGUCUUUAAGGACUGGAUCAAAGACCAGCUCAACUUUUUUAUCAACAAUAAUGUCAAGGCCUACCGCGAUGACAUAGACUUGCAGAAUCUCAUUGACUUUGCCCAGGAAUAUUGGUCAUGCUGUGGAGCUCACGGGCCCGACGACUGGAACCUGAACAUCUACUUCAACUGCACUGAGCUGAACCCCAGUAGGGAACGCUGUGGUGUCCCCUUCUCCUGCUGUGUCAAAGACCCUGCAGAGGAUGUCAUCAACACGCAGUGUGGUUAUGAUGUUCGGCAAGUUCAAGGGGACCUGAACCGGCAGAAAUAUAUCUAUACCAAGGGCUGUGUGGGACAGUUCGAGAAAUGGCUUCAGGACAACCUGAUCAUUGUAGCUGGAAUCUUUGUUGGUAUUGCACUUUUGCAGAUUUUUGGUAUCUGCCUUGCUCAAAACCUGGUGAGUGAUGUCAAAGCUGUCAAAGCCAACUGGUGAUAGGAGAGGUGAAGUAAGGGAGACCUGCCCCACGUCAACACAGCACAGAAAGAGUCCUGCCCAACUGGGGACGGAGAGCCGACAACCUUCAACUUUGUCUUCUUUGCCGUUGAGCUAAGCAGCACAUUCACACUCUCACACUUGCAUAUGUGCAGACACAAAGAGUUUACCUUCCUGUUUAUCAGUGACACUUGAAUGAGGAAAAGAAUAUCCCACACAAACCAAACAGUAAACACUUUGUCUAUACCUCCGCUGGGAUUUUAACCCAAAUAUACAGAGGACGGUCCUGCCUACUUCGUAGUUAGAUUCUUUCUAUUUUUUUUUUUUCUGAUUUUGGACAAGUGUAUUUAAGGGGCGCAGAUGCACAAAGACUCUUAUCAAUUGGGAGAUUGGAAGCCAUGGAUGAAAGGAAAAAAAGAAGAAGAAAGUAAAGCGUUACAUUGUCACAGAGCCUCUUUACACUCAGUGAGGGGUUGAACAUCUCCGCCUACAACAUGCUUGUGCCCACUUCCUGCUGUAGGGAAUCGUGGGUGGCUGGCUGGUUGGCCAAAAAAUACAUUGAUUGAUUUUCUUUCCAUGGUGACCUUUUAUGACCACUGAAAAGACUCUGAACUGGUCAAAUCUGCAACUUCAAACCAUUUCAGGGGAUUUCAAUUCUUACUCAAAAUGUAAAAAGUGCCAUUAAUUUCCUGUGAUAGGUUUGUCUCCUUCCUGAUCUUUACAUUGGAAUUUCUGCACCCCGCCCCACAAUACCUCAGGGCUUGGCCAAAAGAUGUGCUUUCUGCCACCGGUUAAAAGCUUAUCUGUUUUUUCCAUCCAUGUCUGUUGAAUUUAGUUGGACUAACUUAAUGCAGAAAACACUGACAGUUCCUUGAAAGUCACCCUGCUUGCCCUGCAGUGAUUGUAUUAUCCUUUGAUUUACUGAAGGAUCUUGUAUUUUAUUAUAUGGGAUGGCCUGGUGUGUUUAGGAUUGUGGGACUAUGCUAUACAGGGAAAUGGGUUUAAUGAUAGUUGAGAUUAUUGUUUAUCUCUGAGCAUCCCUCAGGCACAUGGGAUUGCUGGUUUUGGGCCUUUUUUACUUGACUUAUGUUACCACAUUUGUCUUAUAUUUUGUCCUCUGCAUAUUGAAAUAUAAGAAUAUUUGUCUGUUUAUAGAUGUCCUUUAUUCAUCCUUUAUUUCCUAUCCUUUCAUAGGCACACAUUUUUAUUCUGGGUUCAUAGUUUAACUUUCCCAGGCACCAGUUUUACCUCUCACUGCGAAAUAGCUUCUUAUUGUUGACCAAAUAAUAUCAGCUGGCCACAAGCAAACUGCCAAGGUUUUGUCUGGCUACAAUUGUGAUUUUAUUAAGAAAUGGCGGAAAGAAAGAAAUAGCAUUUCUAGAUAGCCAAAAUGUGAAUUUAUUGUCCCUUUUUUAUGUGGGAAAUGCCAGUUGAAAUGAGAAAUCAAACAAAUUAAAAAUGUUAUAAUAUCCCUUUUAUCUUAAACUUAAUGUUGUGUCUUUAGUUUGGACUGGUUUAUAAAUAGAUUAGUAAAAACACGCUGUUACCUUUUUGAUACUAGCAAAAGCCUCAAUAUAACAUGAAUGCUGCUUUAAAAGUUGACUAGAUUAUUGAUAACGAGCUAACAAGUCUAACAUGAUGGCAUUUAAGCAAUUUGCAAUGUUAUUUGUUCUUUCUCCAGUUUACAGUUUGUAUACAUGUCACCUUUUGUUGUUAAAAGUCCUGUGGCAAGACAUUUUCACUUUGAGGUUUUUUAACAUGUGUUCCCCAAGCCCGCCAUGGUCCGCCAGUGGCCAGAAAUGGUGAUAGGUGUAAACCGAGCCCUGGGUAUCCUGCUCUCCCUGAGCAGGAUACCCAGAGAAAAUGAAGGCACAGGUGGGCUGUUCUGAAAUCUUGCCCCUUAUGAAGUCAUAAGGAGCAAGGUUACCUCCCCCUUCUCUGCUUUGCCCGCCCAGAGAAUUCGGCCCAACCCUGAGAGAGGGACAACAUGGCUUUCAAAUGAGCAAAGUGGCAGUUGAUCAAGACCACACACCUAGCCUCCACCUUGCCGCCCCCCCUCUUCUCCUCCAAAGCUACAGACUGAGAAAUGGCACAUACUAAGGAAAGCUCAUUGUGGGACUGGCUCUAGUGGCUUUAAUUCUGCACCAAGGCUGAAUUUUGGGAAAGAGACUUGAGAAAUGGUAUUAGGGGACCACUAAGGCCUAUAUAAAAGCAUCCAAAGAGCACCAUGUCAGGGGACCUUUAAUAAUCAAAAAAAUCCUUUUGGAUUCCAUUAUAAGUCACCCUCACAGCUUUUCAUCUUCCUUCAUGAUCUUUGCGACACAAUGUAGUUUCUGAUCAUAUGACUGGGUUCACUUGAUACUUUUGUACAUUUCUGUCAGCAUUUGACCACUACAGUUGUUUCUGGUUGUAGCAGUAUCAUUCAGAUACACAGCAUUGGCAUGAUUUGGGUGGGGUUUACAGACCCACUCAGUCCAAAAAAAACAAUUUCUUGAAUUGCAAUAUACAUAAGUUAAAAGAUGAGUAGCAUAAAUAUUCUGUGAGCAGUACACCAAAGCUGUUUCUGCUUCACUGAGUCUGUCUGUAGAAUAUAGAUAUAUGUUGGCUAUAUAUGGAGCUCGUUCAGUAUCGGCACCUAACGAUCAUCUGCUGUGCUUACAUGUCACAUGUUGCUUUCCCCCACAUGCUUCCUCUUCAAAACAUUACCUGAUCUGACUGCACCUGUUUCAAAGCCUGUCAUUGUUAUGUAUUUUUAACGCAGGGCUUGUUUUAAAAAACAAAAAAAGAAACGCAACACAAUCAUUUGAAUUUAGGUGUCAUGAAUUUGCAAGUCGAAUAGAUCCCGAGGAGGAGCACAAUGCAUCUGUUCUGGAGUGACUGAAGUCAGUCUUAUUGAUUCUACCAGUUGAAAUGGAUGGGUUUCCAUAGGUAAGGCUCAUUCUUUUCAGUGCUGCAUGUAUACUCAGUGAGCAAGAGCCUCAAGCAAUGUGAGAAAACAGACAUUUUUUCAGACAGCUUUCAGAUCAUACAUUUACAGAAUAAAACACAACUUACAGCUGCCUGAUGUAACAUGAUUUCUCUCUGUUUAUUCUAAAUGUGGGUGUGGGCUUCUUUGAUUUCACUAAUCGUUGUAUAUCAAUCUGUCCCACUCAAGUCUAGAAGAUCAGGAUGAAACCAGUGUUUAUUUUCUCUCCAUACCUUUCUAGCUUAAUCUUUUGAGAAGUGGGUUGAAACAAAUAAUGUGUGAUUAAUUAGUUCAACAAAUUUUUGAAGUUUAACAUUUUUCUUAAAUCACCCAAGUGGAAGUGUUUGCUCAGGGUCUUGGACACUCUUUUUUUCCCCCUCUUAAAAAAACACAAACCCCUUUUGCUUAUGUGUGCGAGAAGAUUGUGUGUUGUACAUGAUUAAAUGGUGGUCCGCUGCCUUUUGAGUGAUUCUGAGGAUCUGGCUGAAGGCAGAUGGAUGCCACGGGUGUCAGUUCUGCUGCAGUACAGAGCUACAGCUCUUAAACGAAACGCACUCCUGCUCUAUCUCUGCAGCCCCCACUGUGUCUGGAUGGAUAUGCCAAUAAUCAGACAGUAACCAUGGUAAUAAGGACAAUAAUGCAAUACUAAUCUGUUAUAGCAGUGUGGCUUUAAUAUACAUACUCUACAAAGGUGUCUUUCUGGAGUAUGUUUUUAACACCUUUGGGUGAUUCUGGUUUUGUAUUCCUGUAUUUAUGCAGGGGAAAGGAGGAGGGAGAAAACAAUGCUAAUUAUGCUUUGUCCUUUAUUGUAAUGGCCUAGCAUUACGAAACCCCUUCUAAUUUCUCUGCUGUUCCUGUGGGCAGUUAAAUCCUUCUAAAGGAUGUAUAAGUCUGUAUCAGCAAGGACCUACUGCUCCAUGCUCAGACAGACAUUCUUGGUCCCCUUGUACAGGGCAAUGCACAAGACAAGUGAAGCUUAGGAAUGUGACAUAAAGUGUUGUCUUUAGUGUCUUUACUUCUGGAUGUUAUUCUGGUUUUUAUAUAUAUAUUUUUAAUUUGCUCUAGUGAGCAUGACAGCAGAUGAGCAUUCCAUUUUUUUUGCAGGUGUGUGUGUGUGCAGACCUUAUAUGCAAUCACAAAUAAUUGAAAUCAGCAUUAAACGACUAGUUAAACAAUGUUUUUGAGAUAGUUUCUCACUCUCUUCUUCAGUAGCUUUAAACAAUAUGGAUGAUAAAGAUCAUUAAAAUCAUCACGUUUGUCCAGGUUUUGAUCAUUCUUAGAUAUAAAACAUGUUUACUUUAAAAGAAAUCCUUUAUGCAAAUAAAUACAAAGUCAAUGUCACUAUCCUGUGAUUCUGUUCAAGCUUUUACAUCUGCUAAUGUAAUAAUUUCUGUUAUUUAUUACACACAUGAGCAGCACUUGAGACAUUUGUAGAGCAAAACCUGAAUAGAAGCUUUGAAUCUAAAAAACACUAUAUUCAGUACAGCCCUAUUCAGUCUUUGUCGUGUGCAGACGCUGGUCUAAUCAGAGCACAGAGGAACAGCAUAAUUGCUGUGAGAAUAUUAACAGCAAUAUCACAGUUGUUAGUAAUGAUAUUUCCAUACCAGGUUGUGAUUUGAACAAGAAGACGCAAGUGCAAUCUGACUGGAAAAACAAAAGCAUUUUAAGUUGAAGAUGGGUUUACAGUUAUAGUAUUUAAUGAUAUUUUAGCCACACAGAAACCACUAUGAAUAUCCAUUUAUUCAGCUGGGCAACAAGAAAGGGUUUCUCCAGUUUACUUACAGUCUGUAAGUACAGUUUUUAGUUGUCUUGAUUUCAGUGUACAACAAACAGAACCAUGUUAUCUAUCCAUUCUCUCAGUUUAGACCUGUCCACUUGGAUGGGUAGCCUUGUAAAGAAAUGUAUAUGAAAACUUUGGGACAUUGUCUGUUACACUGUACAUUGUGUUAAAAUAUGCCUCUUUCAUAUAUUAAAGGAUUUAUGAUAA
Molecule: messenger RNA, 6322 nt
Organism: Etheostoma spectabile (orangethroat darter)
Lineage: Eukaryota; Metazoa; Chordata; Actinopteri; Perciformes; Percidae
Gene: tspan17
Product: tetraspanin 17
Exons: 8
Coding region: 555-1370 (271 amino acids)
Cellular component (GO): plasma membrane
Source: RefSeq, a predicted model, not a curated record